Bombus pyrosoma is the source of this 962-nucleotide messenger RNA. RefSeq lists its product as uncharacterized. The coding region runs from base 31 to 516 and encodes 161 amino acids. The transcript is spliced from 4 exons. NCBI's taxonomy places the organism in Eukaryota, Metazoa, Arthropoda, Insecta, Hymenoptera, Apidae. The record is from RefSeq and is a predicted model, not a curated record.
UCUUGGCCCAGGGCCCGACAUCCACUGAUUAUGCGACUGUUGUUCUGCAUUCUCUGUUUCACCCUCAUUACCGCGGGCGAGCUUGUGGUCGCGACCAGACCCACCAGAUCUCUGUCAUUUCGGAAAGGUAGCUCCUUUUUCUACAGGGUGAAUUACAAGAUCACGGUGUUGUCUUACUCGACCAUAUUCGCUCAUGCGGCUGGUUUUAAGCUAGUAUGGCAACUUCCAAGCGAAUCCGCCGACACUAGAAUCGGCAGGUCCAUCUCCGACGUUCACCAGGCCGCGGAGCUCGUCUACGAGAGCCAUGGAUUUGAUGGGAGAUCGUGUCUCUUGAAGAAUAUCUGUCAAGCGAUGGAAUACGUAAGCCAGAGGGAUGGCGUGAUCGCAAAGAUAUUAAAAUUGCUGAUCGGAUCAUAUACGACGAAUAGCUCGUCGAUGGAGCCUCUUUAUUGUGACAUCCACGUCAGAAGUUGCCCCCUCGAGUUGAUCGGAAUUGACGGUUUUAUGGAGCAAUAAAUCUACCUGUUUUCGAAAAUCGUAGAUAAAGCUGAACUUAUGAAACUGUAGGAAAAACAUUAAAAGUGACGUUUCUCCAAUCGAAUCCCUCUCUCCUUAAGUCUCGUUUCGAUUAAUCAAAUAAUCCGGAUUUAAACAACCUUAUUCUUGCCAGAAUUUGUUAUUCACUUAACUUGACGUAUCCUCUCAAGCUUUCACAUUCAUUGUUAUUAUCAAUAAAGAUACUUCGGUUCAAAAAAAUUUAAAUGGACGAAUUUGGAACAAGACGGAAAGCUGUUGCAAGAUUUCUUUAUUUUUCCGUUUGAAACUCGCGUUUUAAAAUCUGUACUGUUAAACUCGAAUAUAUACAUAUAUGUAUAAACAUACUACCAGACAUAAAUAUGUCAAUAUUGAUAUAAAUAGGUUGCUUUUCAUUCUUUUAUUUUGUAGUUAUUUGAUGCUCUUUU